Molecule: messenger RNA, 1323 nt
Organism: Ostreococcus lucimarinus CCE9901
Lineage: Eukaryota; Viridiplantae; Chlorophyta; Mamiellophyceae; Mamiellales; Bathycoccaceae
Exons: 2
Coding region: 37-1323 (428 amino acids)
Cellular component (GO): proteasome regulatory particle, lid subcomplex; cytoplasm; nuclear proteasome complex
Source: RefSeq, a predicted model, not a curated record
GCGCAGCCGGGAAAACUGAACGAGACGCUCGAUAAGAUGCUGGCGCUGGAGAAGACGUACCGCCUGGCGGCGGACUUCGUCGCGACGCCGCGGCUGUGCGUCGCGAUCGUCGACGUGCUGCGCGCGUGCGAAGACUGGGACGGAUUGCGAGAACACGUCGCCGCGCUCACGAAACGACGGGCGCAGUUGAAACAAGCGAUCGCGGCGAUGGUGCGACGGUGCAUGGAGUUCAUCGAUGAAGCGCCGGGGGCGGAACAGCGAUUGAAGCUGAUCGAGACGCUGUGCGACGCGACGAGCGGGAAAAUUUUUGUCGAAGUCGAAAAGAGUCGGUUGACGCGAGCGCUGGCGAAGAUGCACGAAGACGAAGGGCGCGUGGCGGAGGCGUGUGGGGUGAUGCAAGAGGUGGCGAUCGAGACGUAUGGGGCGCUGACGAGGCACGAGAAGUUGUUCUUCAUCGAGGAACAGGUGCGGUUGUGCUUGGCGAAGAAGGAUUACCUGCGAGCGUUGAUUUUGAGUCGUAAAAUCAACCCCAAGGUGUUCGACGAGCUGAUUGAGAAGGAGAAGAAGGACGCAGAAAAGGCGGCGCUGGCGGCGAAGAGCGCGACGGAGCUGAGCAUUCCUUCGCUCGAGGCGCUGAAAUUGCGCUAUUACGAGCUCAUGGUGGAGUACUAUAGUCAUAGCGAUGAAUACCUAGAGCAGUGCCGGUGCUACCAGAACAUUCUGGAGUGCGCCGAGGUGAAGCACGACGUCGCGCGGUGGGGGCCGACGCUGAAGAAAGUCGUGUGGUUGGUGUGCCUGAGCAAGCACGAGCCGAUGCAACAGAGCAUCUUACACGGCGUGAAGGGCAACUUAAAGCUGAGCGAUUUACCCGCGCACGAGGCGCUCAUCAAACAGUUUUGCACCAAGGAAAUUAUUCACUGGACGACGCUGCAAGAACGAUACGCCGGGGAAAUCGCCGCGGAGACGGAACUCUUCGGCGGCGAGAAGGGCGCGAAGCGCGUGGAAGACUUGAAGCUUCGCGUGAUCGAGCACAACAUGCUCGUCAUCGCCGCCUACUACUCGCGCAUGUCCCUCAGCAGACUCUCCGAGCUCUUGUGCCUGUCGCCCGAGGAGACGGAGAAGCACCUCUCCUCGUGCGUCGUCGACAAAUCCGUCGCCGCGAAAAUCGACCGCCCGGCCGGUCUCGUCAAUUUCUCCGCCGCGAAAUCCAGCGACUUUUUGCUCAACAAGUGGGUGUCCAACAUCGAUUCCCUGCUCACGUGCCUCGACAAGGCGUCGCACUUGAUUCAAAAGGAAUCCCAACAGUUCAAAGUCGCGCUUUAG